AUGUUUGGAGGCUGUAGUAGUAUUCCACUUUCUGAUGUUGGGAUUUACUCCAGACUUGUAAACCUUCUUGUCAACAUGGUUGACAUAUCAUUGCGGAUUCCAUUAUUUUUGACCCGUACUGGUCUUUAUGUGACAUUGAUCACUACUUCUGUAGUCUUGUUGCUGUUGCCGCUAUCAAUUUUGUCAUACCUUCGGUUUUAUGAGCUACUUAUUCCGAUUCCGAAGCAACACGUUCCAGUACACCUCAAUACAAACCUAAUAUCAUCAAAGCCAGACGGGACGUUUUAUCACAAUGGUGACUUCAUCAAAUUUGGAGUUCUCAAUUCUGCACAGUUGAUACAACAUUUAGACCCUGAAGUAGAUUAUACCGUCACGCUCAUAAUAAAAAUUGUCGGAACAAGUUCAACUUCAACCGAAACUUCUGUUCCUGACUCAAAUGUUCCACUGAGGGUCAGCAUACUAUCCAAUCAUCUCCUCAAUUCUCUCAAGAUAUAUGAUAUAAAAGGGCCAAGGAAUAAGUUCUGGCCUAUAACGGAUGAUCUUCUGGUUCCAAGUCAAUUUGAUAAACAUAGUUUCUCAUCAAUCCCAGAAACUUUUACAUUCACAGGCAAAGGGGUGUAUCUAUGCACGACAAGUGUACAAACCAUCUACGACUACCAUAACGAGAACGAGUUAAUCCUUUGGAAAAGUUUUGAAAUGAAAAUGUUUAUACCUCCCCUGUUCAAAAGUUUGGUACCUCCUUUAAUAUUUAACUAUCCAGAUCGAAGUGAAGACGAUUCCAAAGUCAUCAAAAUGACAGUUUCUCCGCAAUUCCGACUCCCAUCUUCCAAAAACCAUUUGUAUCAACUAACACAAUCUCAUCUUUUGGUGGAGCUCGCUUCAAAGUUUAACAAGAACAUCCCCUUAAACUCUGAUUCCCUUGUGUUGCAACUGGAUGUCAAUUGGCAUGGGGCAAGAUAUUAUAUAUACCACCAUCCACUAAUCUCUUUUUUCUUUGGGGUAUUUUUAUUUUGGGGUUUCAGUUCUAUGAGCUGUGUUGCAAUUGGGCUGUCCUUAUGGUACUUCUUCGGCAAGACAACAUCCGUCCCAACCCAAAAAUGA
Molecule: messenger RNA, 1101 nt
Organism: Komagataella phaffii GS115
Lineage: Eukaryota; Fungi; Ascomycota; Pichiomycetes; Pichiales; Pichiaceae
Exons: 1
Coding region: 1-1101 (366 amino acids)
Source: RefSeq, a predicted model, not a curated record